Messenger RNA from Gambusia affinis (western mosquitofish), 2188 nucleotides. It is a transcript of the gene ift74, whose product is annotated as intraflagellar transport 74. Lineage: Eukaryota; Metazoa; Chordata; Actinopteri; Cyprinodontiformes; Poeciliidae. The record is from RefSeq and is a predicted model, not a curated record. Gene Ontology annotation, cellular component: cilium; centrosome; intraciliary transport particle B. Gene Ontology annotation, molecular function: beta-tubulin binding. Gene Ontology annotation, biological process: cilium assembly; intraciliary transport involved in cilium assembly. Bases 191 to 1999 code for a protein of 602 amino acids. The transcript has 20 exons.
AAGACGACGGUUACCGGGGUAACGUCAACAUGCUCAAGCUGCUGAAUGUUAGCUUCAGUUAGAAUGAUGUAGCUUUUCUGUUUUCUCUUAACGGGUUCUACAUAUUUUUUUGACCAAAUUACAACAGACGUAGACCGGAGCAGCUUCAGUGACCAACGAAAAUCGUCAAAGGAAACUAAUUAAAGGCAUCAUGGCGAGCCAGAGACCACCUUCCGGCAUUUCUAGGCCGAUGAGCCGGAGUGGAUCUGCAGUUCCUGGUGCCGGAAGACCCCCGACAGCAGUGCGACCUCCUCCCACCGCUUUACGAGUGCCAACCGGGAUGGUUCCAGCUAGUAGCGGGCACCCAGGUAUGAGAGGGACCAUCCCCUCUCCUGGAGUCCUGUCAGCAGCCAUUAAAGUGGCUAACAGGCCCGUCACCCAGCAGGGUCUCAGUGGGAUGAAGACAGGAAUGAAAGGGCCUCAGAGACAGAUUCUGGAUAAAUCCUACUACCUGGGUCUCCUCAGGAGUAAAAUCAACGAGCUGACCACAGAGACCAGCAAACUGCACAAAGAGAUAGAGAACUACAACCAGGAGAACUCCGUCUAUGUCUCCUACGAGAAACGGGCAGAGGGUCUGGCUGCAGAGAUUAAGGACCUGCAGGGCCAGCUUGCUGACUACAACAUGCUGGUGGACAAGCUCAACACCAACACAGAGAUGGAGGAGAUGAUCAAUGACUACAACAUGCUGAAAGCGCAGAACGACAUCGAGGCACGAAGCAUCGACAGCAUUUUCACAGAGAGGAGAGAGAGAGAAGAGGUCGUCCGGGCGAUCGAGGAGGAGAUCGGAAGAGAGAGGCAGGUGGCUGAGGAAGUCGUCCAGGCAAUGCCUUCAGCAAAGCGGGACAAAUAUUUCGCCAUGACAACAACCAAUGAAGAACUGCUGCAGGAACUUGCGGUCCUCCAGGAAGAGUUGGACGUCCUGGUAACCAGGAAGGAAAACUAUGAAACAGAGCUGUCCCACUCACAGAUAAAACAGGAAAUGGUUCGGCUUCACGAGAGUUUGGCAUCGCUGGAGGGGAAGCGCAACGCCAUGGAGGACGAGGACAGGAGCCUGGGCUCCCCGCAGGAGGAGAGGGAGAAGCUGCUGAAGCAGGUGAAGGAGGACAACCAGGAAAUAGCCAGCAUGGAGAGACAGCUUACUGAGAUCAGAGACAGGAAGAGACAAAUUUCAGAGGACAUCCGGAACCUGGACCAGGACUCAGAGGCAGCUCAGGGCGAGUGCCAACAGAAGUACAAGGAGCUGAAGAGGAAGGAGGAGGAAAUAGACAGGUUCCUGGACUCGUUUGAGGAGUCCAGAGCCGAGGAGCAGAAGAAACUGACCAGAAGCCAGGAGGACAUUGUCUCUCUGCUGGAGCACUGCAGCAGGAACAUGUUGCGGCUGCGCCACGUCGACACGGUGACCGCCAGCGAGCUGAAGAACAUGCAGGAAGUGCUGGUCAGCAAGGAGACGGAGGUGGUCCGAUCAGAGAGCACUGCCAGAGGCCUGACCACAGAGUCCCACCGGCUGCAGCAGGACCUGGAGAAGGUCCAGCAGCUGGAGGGGAAGAUCGGCGCCGAGCUCAGCACCCUGAAGGAGCAGGUCAGCACCAUGGAAACGGAGCUGCUAACCUACAGAGACCUGGACGCCCUAAGGCGGAGCGCUGACGACAAGAGGAAGAGGCUCCAGGAGGAGCGGCUGACCCUGAGUCAGCGCAGAGACUCCUUCCUCCAGCUGCUGCAGGAGAUGAACCAGAAACACGAAGCCCUCAAGACCAAGCUGCAGGAGAACGAGACGCACGCUCAGCUAACCAACCUGGAGAGGAAAUGGCAGCACUUGGAGCAGAACAACUUUGUGAUGAAAGAGUUCAUCGCUUCCAAGACUCAGGAGAAUGACUACGAGUCGGUUGCUAAGGUCGUCUACCAGCAGGUGGCAGACUACAACAAGAGCCUUAUAGAGGCGUUACAGAACAACCGGACCUGACCUGUCUUCUCAUUAAUUUUGUGUUCAGUAUGAGGUUAGCAAUAUAGUUAAAGUGGAAACUACUAGUUAAGGUUAGCCUUCUGGCAGCAUUUAAAUUGUUAAUGUCACUUCUGAUUGGUCAGAUUCUUUUCCCAAAUCAGUAGAAGCUUCACUUGUUCUUUGUCAAUAAAGCCGGACACGUGACAUGUA